Messenger RNA from Cantharellus anzutake, 315 nucleotides. RefSeq lists its product as uncharacterized. The transcript has 2 exons. Lineage: Eukaryota; Fungi; Basidiomycota; Agaricomycetes; Cantharellales; Hydnaceae. The record is from RefSeq and is a predicted model, not a curated record. The coding region runs from base 1 to 315 and encodes 104 amino acids.
AUGGAUGCUGAUCUUGGCAACACAGACCCAUCCCUCGAUAACAAACGACGUCGUACACCCCAGGCCAAGGGGGAGUCCACAAACCCACCUACCAAGCAUGCUGUUUGGAAAUUGCAUGAGGAAGCGGAGCUUGUCCACUCCCUUCUUGAAGUUAAGCAUGCAGGUGGCACCUUGAAUAUUGGGUUCAAAGACAAGGUUUGGAACUCAGUUUCCGCACACUUAACUGAGGAAUGUGGGACUGUGUUCGAGCCGAGUGCUUGUAAGAAUAAGUAUGGCAAGACUUUCAGAGCAGUCAGGAUUUCCGCGGAGCAAUGA